AUGGAUUUCGGGUCCCUGGAGACGGUGGUGGCCAACUCAGCCUUCAUCGCUGCCCGGGGCAGCUUUGAUGGGAGCAGCGGCCCAUCCUCUCGGGACAGGAAGUACCUGGCCAAGCUGAAGCUGCCCCCGCUGUCCAAGUGCCAGGGCCUCCGGGAAAGCCUGGACCUGGCGUUCCUGAGUGUGUGCUCAGAGCAGCCCAUCGGCAAGCGGCUGUUCCAGCAGUUCCUGGGGGCCGACCAGAGGCAUGCGCCGGCUCUGGAGCUCUGGAAGGACAUCGAGGACUACGACACCGCUGACGAUGACCUCCGGCCACAGAAGGCUCGCGCCAUCCUGGCUGCGUACCUGGACCCCCAGGCCGAGCUCUUCUGCAGCUUCCUGGACGAGGGGACCGUGGCGCAGGCCCGGGGGGGGCCCGUGGCGGGCGGGGACGGGCUCUUCCGGCCCCUGCUGCAGGAGACCCUGGUGUACCUGAGCCAGGCACCCUUCCAGGAGUACCUGGACAGCCUGCACUUCCAGCGCUUCCUGCAGUGGAAGUGGCUGGAGGCCCAGCCCACCGGGGAGGACUGGUUUCUGGACUUCAGGGUCCUGGGGAAAGGCGGCUUCGGGGAGGUGUCUGCCUGCCAGAUGAAGGCCACCGGCAAGUUGUAUGCGUGUAAGAAGCUCAACAAAAAGAGACUCAAGAAAAGGAAGGGGUACCAGGGUGCUAUGGUAGAGAAGAAGAUUCUAGCAAAGGUACACAGCAGGUUUAUAGUCUCGCUGGCAUAUGCAUUUGAAACCAAAACCGACCUCUGUCUGGUGAUAACUAUCAUGAACGGAGGCGACCUGAGAUACCACAUCUACAACGUGAACGAGGAGAGCCCUGGCUUCCAGGAGCCGCGUGCCGUGUUCUACACAGCCCAGAUUGUCAGCGGCCUGGAGCACCUACAUCAGAGGGGCAUCGUCUACCGAGACCUCAAGCCUGAGAACGUACUUCUGGAUGAUGACGGUAAUAUCCGAAUAUCUGACCUUGGGCUGGCCGUGGAGCUGAAGGACGGGCAGACCAAGACCAAGGGCUAUGCAGGAACCCCAGGUUUCAUGGCCCCUGAGCUCUUGCAGGGUGAGGAGUACGACUUUUCUGUGGAUUACUUUGCCAUGGGGGUCACACUGUACGAGAUGAUCGCGGCCAGAGGACCCUUCCGCGCCCGCGGGGAGAAGGUAGAGAACAAGGAGCUCAGACAGAGGGUCCUCUCCGAGCCCGUCAAGUACUCGGACAAGUUCAGCCAGGCCAGCAAGGACUUCUGCGAGGCACUGCUGGAGAAGGACCCUGAGAAGCGCCUGGGGUUCAGAGACGGGACCUGUGACGGGCUCCGCGCCAACCCCCUCUUUAAGGACAUUAACUGGAGACAGCUGGAGGCCGGGAUGCUGACACCCCCCUUCGUCCCAGACUCCAGGACAGUCUAUGCCAAGAACAUCCAGGACGUGGGCGCCUUCUCCACGGUCAAGGGCGUGGCCUUCGACAAAGCCGAUGCCGAGUUCUUCCAGGAGUUUGCGACCGGCAACUGCCCCAUUCCCUGGCAGGAGGAGAUGAUCGAGACGGGCGUGUUCGCGGAGCUGAACGUCUGGCGCUCUGACGGGCAGAUGCCUGACGACAUGAAGGGGGUUGCCGUGGAGGAGGCAGCCCCCGCGUCCAAGUCCGGGAUGUGUCUGGUUUCCUAGGUGUGCAGGGGCAAGAAGGCCUCUGUGAGCCACCAGAGAAAGGCAAGGAGUGGCCAGAUGUCCCGGCCCAGCUCAGGAGCCCAGCCCGUAAAUAGUCUGCUUCUUCUGUCCCAUUUCACUCAGAGACACAACCGUGGUUCUCAGAUGGCACGUCCCACGAUGCGUAACUCGAGGGCUCUUGUGGACGUCCCUGCCGGCAGCCGGGUCAGCCGUCCGGGCAAAGCAUUGCUUGGCGUUUUGGUAUAUGUUUCCUGCACCUUAACUGCACCUUCCCAGGUGGGAGGCAUUCUCCUUGUUGGCUCAGGAGUUGGCAGAGCAUGGCCCGCAGGCUCACGGACACCAGUGGAGAGGCCUGGUGCCCCCCUUCAUGCCCAGACUGUGCCCCCUGCCACCUGCCUGCUGCCAGGGCCUGAGAUACCCACCACCUGCAUGUUGGACAUGCUGACAUCUGCCAGGCGCUGGGGGCGCAGUCUCCCAGGGCUUGCGUCACCCAGGCUGUGUCCCAGUGUCCCAGAGGAGGGAGGACGGGGGCUCUGGGGAUGAAGGCGACGGCAGCAGCCUCCCCCUCAGCUUCUCUGUGUCCUGAGAACAUCUCCAGCCGAUGGCAUCUGGGUGUGCCGUUCUCCGGCCCAAGCAACAGCUUACCACCGGACUCUGCCUCCUGGCAAAGCCCUUUCCUGUGCUCCCGUCCUGGGCAAGCUUGGGGCCGGCUGGUCUUGCAACAUGGGGUUUUCUGGCCGAUGGCUAGGGCCAGACCCUGUCGGAAUCCCCAGAGGCAACAGCACUGGAGUUUUGGGGUCCUAACCCUUACGAGCACAAGUAUGCCCUCCUUCUGGCCUGUGGCCCCGUGUUCACUGUGUCCGUGUUUCCAGCUUCAUCUUUAACCCCAAGAAUCCCCACGUGCAUCCUGCCUGGAAGAACACAGUCUUUGUAGUGGCCUCCAGAUGAUGUUCACUCCUGGGCUGGGAUUUGGUGGCAUUGGCCUUGGAACCCGAGACUGCCCAGGGGGCUCA
Messenger RNA from Panthera uncia (snow leopard), 2708 nucleotides. It is a transcript of the gene GRK1, whose product is annotated as G protein-coupled receptor kinase 1. The transcript has 7 exons. Gene Ontology annotation, biological process: regulation of opsin-mediated signaling pathway; visual perception; signal transduction. Gene Ontology annotation, cellular component: cytoplasm. Lineage: Eukaryota; Metazoa; Chordata; Mammalia; Carnivora; Felidae. Gene Ontology annotation, molecular function: rhodopsin kinase activity; ATP binding. Bases 1 to 1695 code for a protein of 564 amino acids. The record is from RefSeq and is a predicted model, not a curated record.